AAGCAACAAUAAUAAUAGGAAGAAGAAGCAGAAAAGAAACGCCUACAAAUCAGAUCAUCAAAAAGUAUAAAUCAUUAUAAUGCUGUCCCAAUACAUGGAGGAGUUUGAACAGGAGCCCUUUGAAGUGGGCGAGUUCAUAGAACGCCUCACCUGGCGCACCAAUAAUGAGCUGCAAAACAGCGAGGACUUUCAUCCUGUGGCCCUGCACGACACCUUUAUCCAGACCAUUAAGGACCUAAAGAUCCUGCAGGAGAAGCAGCAGAGCAAGUGCGAACGGCUCGAGGAGUCGCUGCGCCAGGAGAAGGAGUCACACGCCAAGAAGAUCGCCAAACUACAGGAACGCCACCAGACGGCCAUCGAUGUGUUCGGCCAGCUGGACGAGAAGAUAAACUCGGUGGCCGGCAAGAUCAUGCACCUGGGCGAGCAGCUGGAGAAUGUGAACACGCCGCGCAGUCGCUCCGUGGAGGCCCAAAAGCUGCUCAACUUUAUGGCCGAGUUUUUGGCCGCCGGACCCGUGAUUGUCAAUGAUAUUUUCGCUGACGCCGCUCGAUUGAGCGAGGCCGCCGAUGUGAUCCAGAAACUAUAUGCCAUCUCGCAAGAUCUGCCGCCCGGGAACUUUGCCGAGUCAAAGCGGAAAAUCGAAAAGAAAUACGACGAAGUCGAACGGCGGCUAAUCGAAGAGUUUGCCACUGCCCAGAAAAGUGAGGACAUCGAACGCAUGAAGACCCUGGCCCAAAUCCUGUCCCAGUUCAAGGGCUACACUCAGUGUGUGGACGCGUACAUCGAGCAGAGCCAGAUGCAGCCGUACAGCGGCAAGGACAUCUUCAUAGGUAUUGUGCCGCUGUGCAAGCACCACUACGAGAUCAUCCAGAAGGUGUUUGCCAAUCCGCAGCAGGUCAUGUCCAAGUUCAUAUUGAACAUCUACCAGCUGAAGCUGCACCAGUACGCGAUGACCAAACUGGAGGACAAAAAGGACGAAGAGAAAUACCUGCGGACCUUGUACGAACUAUACUCACGCACUCUUAAAUUGUCAACGGAUCUUCAAGUCUACAUGUCCACUAUCGACGACGACUUGCUGCAUAAACUGACACAGCAGAUCUUCAUGAAACAUCUAGCUGGAUAUGCUGAAAUGGAGACCAAAUGCCUAACAGCGAAAUGUUCUACGGAACUGGAAAAGUUCUAUGCCAGCAAGAAGCACCAAAAGACGGCGACCACCAAGGGCUUUCGACGCAACAUGGAAGUGCUGAUAGCCACGCGGGCCAAUAUUAACAUUGCCGCCAUCGAGGACUACGGCGGAGAGACGUUUCUGUCCGAGGAACUAGCUAUCAACAUGCUGCAGGAGGCAAAGGCCUCGCUCAAGCGCUGUCGUCUUUUGUCCAACGAGACUGAGCUACCAGGCAAUGCUAUAAAGCUGAACGAUAUUCUGCUGCGUUUCCUCAUGCACGAGCACGUGGACUAUGCAUUGGAGUUGGGUCUGCAAGCGGUGCCGCUGGCCGAGGGCAGAGUCUUUCCCCAGCUGUAUUUCUUCGAUGUGGUGCAAAAGACUAACAUCAUCGUCCAUCUGCUGGACAAGCUGUGCCACACAUCGGUCAUACCCUGUGUGAGUAAUACUCCCAAGUACUCGGACUACGUUUUCAAAAAGCGUAUUCUGAUGGAACAGAUCGAGACGAAGCUAGAUCAAGGUUUGGACCGCUCCAUCAGCGCUGUCAUUGGCUGGGUUAAGGUCUAUUUGCAGUAUGAACAAAAGAAAACCGACUAUAAGCCGGAGACUGAUGUGGAUACCAUUUCCUCGGCGGCCUGCCUGCAAGUUGUGCAGAACCUACAACCUGUGAUCGUCCAAAUAAAAAAAUGCGUUGAUGGCGAGAAUCUGCAGAAUGUUCUUACGGAAUUCGGAACUCGCCUUCACCGGGUCAUCUAUGAUCAUUUGCAGACUAUGCAAUUCAACACGGCUGGAGCCAUGUGCGCCAUCUGCGACGUAAACGAGUAUCGCAAGUGCAUUCGCGAGCUGGAUAGUCCUCUAGUGACGCAGCUCUUUGACAUUCUCCAUGCAUUGUGCAAUCUAUUACUUGUUAAGCCGCAAAACCUCCAAGAGGUUUGCACUGGCGACACUCUGAACUAUCUGGACAAGUCUGUGGUGCGACAAUUCAUUCAGCUGCGCACUGAUUUCCGAAUCAUCAAGAACACUAAUUACCUGAAGGGUAUUAUUGAGUAAGGAGUCCAGCGCCCGCUUGAGUCACAUUCCGAAAUUUUCCACCUGGCACGGUGCUCUCUGUGGAUUAAUUUGAUAUAUUGAAGGGGACAUCAUCUAAUAAUUAAUUAUGGUUCGCUUUGUUCUUUAACUUUCAAUUAAAGUCGAGUGGCUGGUUACUUUUAUCUACAAA
Messenger RNA from Drosophila gunungcola (fruit fly), 2381 nucleotides. It is a transcript of the gene Sec10, whose product is annotated as exocyst complex component 5. Gene Ontology annotation, cellular component: cytoplasm; exocyst. Lineage: Eukaryota; Metazoa; Arthropoda; Insecta; Diptera; Drosophilidae. Gene Ontology annotation, biological process: exocytosis; Golgi to plasma membrane transport. The coding region runs from base 80 to 2212 and encodes 710 amino acids. The transcript is spliced from 6 exons. The record is from RefSeq and is a predicted model, not a curated record.